Molecule: messenger RNA, 788 nt
Organism: Triticum aestivum (bread wheat)
Lineage: Eukaryota; Viridiplantae; Streptophyta; Magnoliopsida; Poales; Poaceae
Exons: 1
Coding region: 22-609 (195 amino acids)
Source: RefSeq, a predicted model, not a curated record
CACUGUCGAUCGUCUCCCGACAUGGCGUCUAUCCUCUCGCGGGCCUCCCGUGACUUGGCUCGCGCCGCCCGCCAAGUCUCGUCGGCUGCUCGCCGGGCAGCGCCGGUGACCAUAGCUCGCCCAGCCCCCUCAGAUCUGCCGAGCCGCCGCCUGUCCGUCCACAGCGGCGCCACCGACGCCAACAUCCCCGGCUACACCAACCCACCCCCCGACGAGCCAGUGGAAUUCGUGGCUUCAGACAACGACCUGGAAUCUGACGAGGCCCUGUGGGCGCUCUACGAGCGCUGGUGCGAGGCUUACAACGAGGAGCGCGACCACGACGAGAUGGUUCGCCGGUUCGACACAUUCAAGGAGGCUGCUUUCAUGGUGGACCGCGUGAACAAGGCCAAUCUGCCCUACACCCUGAAACUAAGCCAGUUCGCCGACGGGAAGCUGGCAGAGUCCGUGUGCAAUAAGUGGUGUGGUGAUAAACCUCGCCCUGAUCCCGCAGCUUAUCAUCGGGAGGGUGAGUUUUACAUCUAUGAUGAUGGCGGAGAUGAUGUGCCGAAAUAUCCCACGAUGAGGUUCCUCUUCUGUGAACGUGGAGGUCCCAUCAUCCCCUUGGAAUGAAUUGAUCAUCCCAUUAGCAGCAACCCUGAAUAAAGUUCUGCGUGUAUGGUGUUAUACAUGCUUAUUUUUACAAUGAUGGGCGUUUGCACACGCUGCUACCGUAGCGAUUGUAAGGCUUCGUAAACCUUGCUGUUGUAAUCUCGCUGGUUCUUCAUGAUUAGGUUUGAUAACCACCAACU